Scatophagus argus is the source of this 4253-nucleotide messenger RNA. RefSeq names its product sphingomyelin phosphodiesterase 4 (gene smpd4). Gene Ontology annotation, biological process: ceramide biosynthetic process; sphingomyelin catabolic process; glycerophospholipid catabolic process. The record is from RefSeq and is a predicted model, not a curated record. The transcript has 20 exons. Gene Ontology annotation, molecular function: sphingomyelin phosphodiesterase D activity. Lineage: Eukaryota; Metazoa; Chordata; Actinopteri; Scatophagidae. The coding region runs from base 187 to 2661 and encodes 824 amino acids.
UACAACUUAAUGACCACCAAAAAAACACCAACGAAGAAGACGACUGGCGCCGCCGCAGCCGCACGCUCAGUCCUGUUUGAAUUACGCUUAUGGAGACGGUGUUGAUGGUUAAGCAGUCGAGUUAUUUUACUUUCUGACUGCGGCGAAGGUGGGAUCCAAGUGGACUGUACAUAGGAGGAAAAAGAUAUGGCUGCCCCAACGUUACAGCAGCCCAGUUUCCUGCUGGCCAAUCUUAAAGCUGAUUCAAGCACCAAAACUCUCCUCCAGCGAUGCCAGGAUCUGGUGAAGGUCAUCGAUGAAUAUCCUGCCAAGGAGCUGCAUGCGGUUUUCCCCUGGCUGGUGGAGAGUGUGUUUGGCAGUCUGGACGGCGUCAUUGCUGGCUGGAACCUGCGACUCCUGCACUCACGCAGCAACGAGUACAACAUAGUGAUGGAGUUUUUGAGCCCCAGUGGGCCAAUGAUGAAGCUUGUAUAUAAACUUCAAGCAGAAGAGUACAAAUAUGAGAUACCCGUCAACUAUCUCCCGGGUCCAGUGAAGGCCUGCAUCCAGGAGGGAGUUCUCCCCGAAUGUCCGCUGUUCCACAACAAGCUGCAGUUCCCGCUGUCUGGUCUGCUGACUCUGAACAUUGCACUCAAUCCUUUUGAAUUCUUCAUGUUUAAUUUUGCCUUCUGUCUCAUUGCGCCAAAGAACUACCCUCAAGGCCAACUUGGAUGCUCCACUGACAGUGCCUACUUUGUCCUUGUGGACACUUACCUCAAAUACUUCCUCCCAAGUGAAGGAAGUGUGCCACCUUCCCCUUUUUCUGACUCCAGAGGCUCCGUCACUGCACCUUCACCGAGAUCCUCCAGUGUUCCUUUUGCUGGUUAUGGCGUUCACAGCCCCAGUCUCCUGAAACACCACAUAUUCCAUCAGCCCUCAGUUAACGCAGACCCUGCAGCACAGGAAAUCUGGAGGUCCGAAACGCUGCUACAAAUGUUUGUGGAGAUCUGGCUCCAUCACUACUCUCUGGAGAUGUACCAGAAGCUGCAGUCUCCUCAGGUAAAGCUGGCGCUGCUGCAGUAUCGCCUCAGUAUGUCCAGCAUGCCGUGCCAACCCCACGUCCCACCAGGCUCUGGGACCCUCCACACCUACCAAGAGCCCUUCAGCCCGACGGAGGAGCACGUGCUGGUGGUGCGUCUCCUGGUGAAGCACCUGCACGCCUUCUCCAACAGCCUGAAGCCGGAGCAGCUGUCGUCCUCGCCCUCAGCCCACUCGCACACUCACACCAGCCCGCUGGAGGAGUUCAAGAGGGUGGUGGUGCAGCGUUUUGUGCAGCAGAAACUGUACCUGUUUCUCCAGCAUUGUUUCGGUCACUGGCCUCUGGAUGCCUCUUUCAGAGCGGUGCUGGAGACGUGGCUGAGCUACAUCCAGCCGUGGAGAUACACUGAAGAGAAGACCAACCCUCAGCCAGAGCAAAGCAGGACAGUCCCUGACAAAUGGGAGUCGUUUGUUCAGGAGAACCUGCUCCUCUACACAAAGCUCUUCCAGGUUUUUUUGAACCGAAGUGUGAGGACGGAUCUGGUUAACGCCAAAAAUGCUCUGAUGGUGUUCAGGGUGGCCAAAGUGUUCGCUCAGCCAAACCUUGCUGAGAUGAUCCAGAAAGGAGAACAGCUGUUUCUGGAGCCAGAACACGUCCUCCACCACCGGCAGCCCCGCGGCUACCUGACGCCGAGCCAAGGAGGCAGCUUCCUGUCGUCACGGCAACGGGUGAUGACAGACAUGGUGUUCAGGGUGAAGAGUCACGUCUAUUCUUUGGAAGGCCAGGACUGCCAGUACAAGCAGAUGUUUGGCACUGAGCUCAGAGGAGCAGUCAUGAAGCUGAUCCAGAUAAUCGCACAGGCCAGACACACAGCCAAGAGGAUAUCGGAUCACUCGAGUGAGGCGGCGGCCAGUAACUCGUUCCUGUCCUGGUUCGGGAUUGGUUCCUCUGAUCUGAACAACACCUUCCCUGGGGCUGAGCCAGAGGAGAGUGGGGAAUGUUUGAAAAAGACCCACGAGUUCCUGGACAAAGCUUUGGAGAACUUGUGUCAAAUCUUCAAGCUGAACCAAGGACAGCUGACUCAGCUCAUAUCCACCCUGGGGUCCUCCCAGGACGACGGCAACAGCAUGCAGCUGCCAGACUGCAUCCAGGGAGAGAAUGGACUGAUUCUGACAGACCUGGGUAGGAGGCAGAUCAUCAGUGGACUGCGCAGGUUUGAUAUCCACUACCAAGGAGACCCGGAGCUGCAGCCCAUUAGGAGCUAUGAGAGCGCCCUGCUGGUCAGGCUUUUCUACAGGAUCUCUUCUCUGGUCAAUGAGAGGUUUGCGGGCCACAUGAACGCGCUCUGCUCACGUCCAGACUUCCUGGGUCGUCUGAGUCGUCACUACUUGACCGAUCCGGAUGCCACCACCAAACUGAAGCAGAGCCCGAUGACCCGUCGGACGUUGGAGAGGAACCGGCAGCCGAGGCUGAGCCUCCGUCCGCUGGCCAGCUACCGGACGAUCCUGCUGCUGCUGCUCUUCUACAUGUUUGGAGCCCUGCUGUCGUUUGGCCCUGUUUCCAGCACUCUGCUCAUCCUCACUGUGGUAUUCCUGCAUGGACUCCUAAUGACGCUGUUUGGAGACAAACUGAAAACGCACUAGCCGAGCUGCAGGGUUCCUACACGUGUCUGCAAAAACACACAUCAUGAAUUUGAUCCGUUCCAGUCUUUAAUGUUUUUAUAAAAAUGUUUCAAAACUAAUAGUGAGUGGCUCUGUGAAGUGUAUGAUGGAAAGUGUAGUAUGUUUCGAGGGCUGCAACAUAGUUUAUGUUACUGGUCCACAUUUCACGGAAGAUUUCUGUGUCCUGGGCAAAGUGCUAAAUUCUUGUUAAAUAUUAUGUUCACAAACAAUUCAGAUGCUGAUGUGGUGCAUCAGCAGCCCACAUUGUUGGUAUUUGAUGACCAGGGAAUGAGACUCAACAAUCAAAUACGUCUCUAAUGUAAUGCAAAUCAAACUGUGUUGGUGUUCACACAGAAAACAAAGUGAAAGUUUGGCUGUGGGAUCAGUUGUGUUUAUUCAUCCCAAACAGUCAGAGCACCUUACCAUACAUUAGCUUUAAGCUAGUCACCGAGGGUGUGAGGUUAUCCAGCCUCUGACUGAACUCACCACUGACCACAGACUCAGUUGACUCCAGUUGAGAGUCAACAGGACAAAGACAGAUUAAUUACAGCAGCCUCCAUCACAGGGCAGCUUGCUGUUGCAGGCAGGUUGAGAAACAGAGUGCAGAUAAAUCUUUUUAUUCCAAAAGUUUAGUAAAGUGUGAGCUCUUCUCCUGCGGUUCAGAGCUCAAUCUGGUUGUUUAUCCCUCCAGAAACUCCAGCUCUGUCAGCAGCUGAGCAGCAGCUUUGAUCCUCCGUUCUGAUUGGUCCUCCUCGCACAACAUGCUGCAGAGCCCCACCAUAUGCAACACUUGUUCAUCCAAGUUCAGUAUUUUCAUGUCAUGUAAGUGUGCUUAGCAUACGAUAGGCUGCAUGAAAAUUUUGCUUCAUAUUUGUUAUGAGCACAAGGAAAUUAUUUUUUAUCAGACAUCACGACUGAAGAGAUUUAAAUAUGUUGGACUAAUUUUUGUUUGGUAAAAAAUAAAUAAAUAAAUACCAGAUAAAGGAAACUCUGGGCUGCAGAUUAUGAUUAUUUUAACAACUGAUUUGUCACUGUAACAUUAGAAAACAGCUUAGAAAUGUCCAUCAGCCCCAAGUGUUGUCAUCAAAUCGCUUUGUUUUUUAAGUCUAAAACCCACAGAUACUCAGUUUACUGUUGUGCAAAGAUGUUUGGAUCUUUCACCUAAAGGAUUCAUUCAUGAUGUGAACAUUUCUUAAUGCAGUUUCUGUCCAUUCGCUAACUGACUGAACAUUGCAGUUUAUCGAUCCCUGUAGAGAAAUAUUUAGGCUUGCCGUCUGCUACGGUGAAGUCAGAUCAGGGUCGACGUUUGUCAAGAAGAACGCCGUCUUUCCACAGCGUUUUGAAGUGGGACGUGUGGGAACCCGCUUGGCAGCAGACUGGCAGCUCUUAUGUUCUUGCUUUUGAUAGUGACUGCUUUGUUGUUUUACAUAUAACCUUGUAAAUAAACUCAGUCCUGCUACUCUGUUGGUAGGACUUUUCUUUUUAACAAGUGUGAUUGAAUAAAUCGACUCUUUUUCUCAGUGAAAACAGGAGGCCUUUUUGUCCAGAAAACUCAAUAAACUGUUUGCACUUGU